GCUAGAGGACGAGAUGGCCCAGAAGAACAAUGCCCUAAAGAAGAUCCGGGAGCUAGAGGGCCACAUCUCAGACCUUCAGGAGGACCUGGACUCAGAGCGCCAGGCCAGGAACAAGACUGAGAAGGCCAGGAGGGACCUGGGAGAGGAGCUGGAGGCCCUCAAGUCUGAGCUGGAGGAUACACUUGACAGCACCGCUACCCAGCAGGAGCUCCGGGCGAAGAGAGAACAGGAGGUGACCCUGUUGAAGAAGGCCAUGGACGACGAGGGUCAGACCCACGAGGCCCAGGUGCAGGAGAUGAGACAGAAACACACCCAGGCUGUAGAGGAGCUCACAGAGCAGCUGGAGCAGUCCAAACGG
Messenger RNA from Salvelinus sp. IW2-2015, 358 nucleotides. RefSeq names its product myosin-11. The annotation marks the transcript as partial. Gene Ontology annotation, cellular component: myosin filament; myosin II complex; cytoplasm. Gene Ontology annotation, biological process: actomyosin structure organization. Lineage: Eukaryota; Metazoa; Chordata; Actinopteri; Salmoniformes; Salmonidae. Gene Ontology annotation, molecular function: microfilament motor activity; actin filament binding. The record is from RefSeq and is a predicted model, not a curated record. The transcript is spliced from 2 exons.